This is a messenger RNA of Sphaerulina musiva SO2202, 642 nucleotides long. RefSeq lists its product as uncharacterized. Bases 1 to 642 code for a protein of 213 amino acids. The record is from RefSeq and is a predicted model, not a curated record. The transcript has a single exon. Lineage: Eukaryota; Fungi; Ascomycota; Dothideomycetes; Mycosphaerellales; Mycosphaerellaceae.
AUGUUCUUUCCUACCUUGUCGUCACGAACAACGCCUUCGCCGCCACUGAGCUCUUCGUCUUCAUGCUCGACCGACACUUAUAAGCUCACGCCGUCGACAACCGCACAAUGCCCCCAAUUCGUGGCCUACAAGAUUCGACCUCCGCAAGUGUCAUGCGUGCACAAGGCACUGUCGGAGAUCAUACCAGACUUUGGCGAUGCGGAAUGCGAUGCGAGACAGGAUAUGGACAAGUCCAUACGGCAUGACACGCAAGUCCUGUUUGCCACGCGAGACCAUCCAGAUACACCCCAGCCACAGGAGGCAAUGCUGCUGAGCUUGGGCAGUGGGACUACAAUGCAAAUCUUUCACAUCCACGCACCAGCGUGCGAAAGCUCGAGUUGGAUCAAGUGGUGCGAGACCACAGCAGAUGUGUUAGGUCUGCAGAAGAUUGAGCUGCCACAUACGUUGUUCCGAGAAGACCUUGCGUGGAUGCUGAGGGCGCACGCUUCAAGUAAGUGCGUUAAACAAGAGUACAUGCCCGACCUUUCUGACGAAGCGACAGAUGCAACAGGAACGCAACCACACGCGGGCGACACGCACCUUAUCAAUCGAGUCGAGCGAUACAUUGCAGAUAUCGUGUUUGUCUUCAGGAAAAAGGUGUGA